Truncatella angustata is the source of this 819-nucleotide messenger RNA. RefSeq lists its product as uncharacterized. Bases 1 to 819 code for a protein of 272 amino acids. The transcript has a single exon. The record is from RefSeq and is a predicted model, not a curated record. NCBI's taxonomy places the organism in Eukaryota, Fungi, Ascomycota, Sordariomycetes, Amphisphaeriales, Sporocadaceae.
AUGAGAUUCUCCAUCAUAUUCACCGCCCUUGUGGCCACUGCCGUAACUGCGACCCCGGUAGCGCAGUCCGAAAACAAAAUUCCUAAUGAGGCAGCUAUCGUUCAACCGUCAACCGGUGACCAUCCGCCUUAUCCCGCACCGGAUAGCAAGCGCGAAGCUGUUGACUUGGGCUCUACCCUGGCUGCCCGUGAGCCCCAGAAUGGUCGCCCGCCAGCUCGAGGAGGUAAUGCUCGCAACGGGAACCGGCCUGCGCCUCCUCCUCGUUCAGUAGAAAUUCAGGCCCGCCAGAACGGCCGUCCACCGGCGCGCGGGGGCAAUACCCGCAACGGUAACCGACCGCCACCUCCACCUAGAUCGGUGGAUGCUUACCUGGAAGCUCGCCAGAAUCGCGCCCCACCUGCCCGUCCUGCUGGAGGCAACACCCGCAAUGGCAACAGGCCACCUCCGCCACCCAAAGAGCGAUCGGUGGUAGUCGAGGACUUGGAAGCUCGCGAGCUCGAGGACCGUCAGAACCGCAAGCCUGCCGCCAAACCUGCUGGCGCCAACGGAAACCGUCCUCCCCCUCCUCCUCCCAAGGAACGCUCAGUUGAUACCGAAGCUGAGCUCGAGGCUCGUGAGCCCCAAAACGGCAGUCCCCCGACUCGAGGAGGCAAUGCUCGCAAUGGAAACCGGCCGCCACCUCCUCCCCGAUCGAUUGAUAUCGAGGGCAAUAUUGCGGCACGUGCCCUUGAGGACCGUCAAAAUAACCGUGGUCCUCCUGCUAGGCCUGCUGGUAACAAGCGCCCGCCUCCCCGAUCGGUCGGCGCAACAAUGGUGUGA